This is a messenger RNA of Dentiscutata erythropus, 383 nucleotides long. The record is from the annotation of a GenBank genome assembly. NCBI's taxonomy places the organism in Eukaryota, Fungi, Glomeromycota, Glomeromycetes, Diversisporales, Gigasporaceae.
CUCAAAAAUUAAUAAAAGAAAACGAAAGACUAAGAACUGAAAAAUCAAAGUUGGAAUCAGCACGAAAAGCACGUGAACAAACCGAAAAGGCUCAGCAAUCACAAAAAUCAUCAAAAACAUCUCCUAAGAUUAGUGUAAUACCUAUCGAAUCCGAACCAAUAGAAACUGUCAUAGAUCGCAGUAUAGGUCAGACGACGUCUCCGAAACUUCAACCAACAUCAACAUCGCAUUCAAAUAAUUCGAAACAUAAUGAUGUCGUUGAGACAACGCAGAAUAUCAUGUCACCGGAAGGUCAACAAAAUGUAGCAAUUUCACAGUCCAAGAAAGAAGAGGGCUGGGUUACCGUUCAGAAACGAAGACAUAUUAAACCAAGGAACAGUACG